Acomys russatus (golden spiny mouse) is the source of this 2142-nucleotide messenger RNA. RefSeq names its product choline dehydrogenase (gene Chdh). NCBI's taxonomy places the organism in Eukaryota, Metazoa, Chordata, Mammalia, Rodentia, Muridae. Gene Ontology annotation, molecular function: flavin adenine dinucleotide binding; choline dehydrogenase activity. The record is from RefSeq and is a predicted model, not a curated record. Gene Ontology annotation, cellular component: mitochondrial inner membrane.
UGGAGCCUCGCGCACAGGUGUGUGCCGCAGGCCAGGUGGGGCGACCGCACCCGCGCCUGGAGCUGGAGAGAACUGCCCCGGCCCUUCCUGAGGAAAGCUCGCGACGUUCUGGGCCGCCAGUUAAAGCGCAGCGGGCGAGGAUCAGCGGCCACCGCCUUCUGGGUGCUCGGAGCUCCUGUUCUGUGGCCGACCUAAACCAGCCCAGGUGCGGAGCUACCCCGGGAAAAGAAUCUUCCCACUCCUGUCUGUGGAUAGAGGAACCGGGCUGGAAGCAUGUGGCUGGUCCUUAGAGGCUGGAGGAGAGGAUGUCUGAGCCCACGUGGAGCCCUGGCACGGGCUGUGCAGGGCCAGCCAUGGCCUCCCUGUAGCCGUGCUGCUGCCAGCGCAGCUUCUGUGGGCCAGGAUGAGUACAGCUUCGUGGUGGUAGGCGCAGGCUCUGCUGGCUGUGUGCUGGCCAGUCGGCUCAGUGAGGACCCCAGCUAUCAAGUGCUGCUGCUGGAGGCAGGGCCCAAGGACUUGCUGAUGGGGAGCAAGAGGCUCCAGUGGAAGAUCCACAUGCCAGCGGCCCUUGUGGCCAACCUGUGUAACGACAGGUACAACUGGUACUACUACACUGAGCCGCAGCCAGGCCUGGAUGGCCGUGCACUGUACUGGCCACGAGGCCGGGUCUGGGGGGGCUCCUCAUCCCUCAAUGCCAUGGUCUACAUCCGCGGACAUGCCGAGGACUAUAACCGCUGGCACCGCCAAGGCGCUGAGGGUUGGGACUAUGCACACUGUCUGCCCUACUUCCGCAAGGCGCAGAGACACGAGAUGGGUGCCAACAGGUACCGUGGUGGUGACGGCCCACUGCAUGUGUCUCGGGGCAAGACCAACCACCCCCUUCACCAGGCCUUCCUGCAGGCAACACAUCAGGCUGGCUACCCUUUCACCGAAGACAUGAAUGGCUUCCAACAGGAGGGCUUUGGCUGGAUGGACAUGACCAUACACCAAGGGAAACGCUGGAGCACAGCCUGUGCCUAUUUGCACCCAGCACUGAGCCGGCCCAAUCUCAGGGCUGAGACCCAGGCUCUUGUGAGCAGAGUGCUGUUUGAGGGUACACGUGCAGUGGGUGUUGAGUACUACAAGAACGGCCAGAGACACGAGGCUUAUGUCAGCAAGGAGGUGAUCCUGAGCGGGGGUGCCAUCAACUCUCCCCAGCUGCUCAUGCUCUCUGGCAUUGGGAAUGCAGAUGACCUCAAGAAACUAGGCAUCCCUGUGGUGUGCCAUCUGCCUGGAGUUGGCCAGAACCUGCAAGACCACCUGGAGAUCUACAUUCAACAGGCAUGCACACAGCCCAUCACCCUCCACGCGGCCCAGAAGCCUCUGCGGAAGAUCUGCAUCGGUCUGGAGUGGCUCUGGAGGUUUACAGGAGAUGGAGCCACCGCCCAUCUUGAGACAGGAGGGUUCAUCCGCAGCCGGCCUGGGGUCCCCCAUCCGGACAUCCAGUUCCACUUCCUGCCAUCACAAGUGAUUGACCAUGGGCGGAAACCCACCCAGCAGGAUGCUUACCAGGUACACGUGGGACCCAUGAGGGGCACAAGUGUGGGCUGGCUCAAACUGAGAAGUGCCAACCCUCGGGACCACCCUGUGAUUCAUCCUAACUACUUGUCAACAGAAACCGAUGUCGAGGAGUUCCGUCAAUGUGUGCGGCUGACCAGAGAAAUUUUUGCACAGGAAGCCUUGGCUCCCUUCCGGGGCAAAGAGCUGCAGCCCGGAAGCCACAUCCAGUCGGACAAAGAGAUAGAUGCCUUUGUGCGGGCGAAAGCAGACAGUGCUUACCACCCCUCCUGUACCUGUAAGAUGGGCCAGCCCUCCGACCCCACUGCUGUGGUCGACCUGCAAACCAGGGUCCUGGGGGUUGAAAACCUGAGAGUCGUCGAUGCCUCCAUCAUGCCCAGUGUGGUCAGCGGCAACCUGAACGCUCCCACAAUAAUGAUUGCAGAGAAAGCGGCUGAUAUUAUUAAGGGGUACCCUGCACUCUGGGACAAGGAUGUUCCUGUCUACAAGCCCCAGACUCUGGCCACCCAGCGUUAAGGGACUGCUUGAGGCAAAUCCCUCUUGCAGUGUUUCUCUGGGGGCCCUCUGAAAAAGGCUAGCAUAUAA